AUCCUGCAUCAGGGCUGUGGGCGUGAGUACGGCAGGAGACAAAGAUGCUGGCAUCUAUACUUUACCUUGGCGUCAGUUUUGUUGACGUUUGUUGUUUUUGGGACCUGUGGACGACACCUGUUUGAGCCCUGUGAUGUGCUUUAAAAUAGGUAUGAGGCUGUUUUAAUGAAAGAUGUACCUGAAGAAGGCGUGAUCACGAUGAAACGAACUUCAAAGUAACAAAGCUGUACAAAUAACGGGUGAAGAUAACCAGGCUUCUACCUGCAAAGAUGCCGUCCCUGUUUGCGUGCUUCAUGUGUGGGGGGAGAGGGGAGAGUGAUGAUAUUCGAACACUAGACUAUUGUCAUGCUUCUCUCUCUGAUGUUCCUGCUGAUGUCUUUGCCUGUGAGCGUACCCUUGAAGAACUGCAUCUUGAUUCUAACCAGUUGAGUGAACUGCCACGGCAAUUAUUUUACUGUCAUGGUCUGCGAGUUCUUGGCCUAAGCGACAAUGAGCUUUCAUCGUUACCUCCUGCUGUGGCAUCCCUCAUCAACCUCACUACCAUAGACCUCAGCAAGAAUGCUAUUUCAGACAUUCCUGAUAACAUUAAAGGGUGCAAGCAGCUUAGUGUGGUAAAUGCCAGCACUAAUCCACUGUGCCGGCUUCCCGAAGGUUUUACACAAUUGCUGUCAUUACAAGAACUUUACCUCAACGAUACAUUUUUGGAAUAUCUACCUGCAAAUUUUGGACGGCUGUCGCGGUUAAGGGUUCUUGAACUUCGUGAUAAUCAACUUAACACGCUUCCCAAGUCCAUUGCACGCCUUACUAGUUUACAGCGUCUUGAUAUUGGACAAAAUGAUUUUUCGGAACUGCCUGAGGUGAUUGGCAGUUUGGGAAGCCUGACUGAACUAUGGUUUGAUAAUAACAAGGUAAAGUCACUGCCUCCUCUUUUGGGACGACUUAAAAAGCUGGUUCAUGUUGAAGCCUCCAAGAACAAGGUGGACUGGGUAGCUGGUGAAAUUGAGAACUGUGUUAUGCUCACAGAUCUACACCUCUCUUCUAAUGAUCUUAAGGAACUGCCAGAACAAUUGGGUGGGUGUCAUCAGUUACAAGUGUUGAAGCUUGAUGAUAACGCUUUGACUCAUCUUCCCGAGUCCAUUGGUGAGCUGUCAGCUCUUGAAGAAUUAGUGGUUACUCGGAAUGAUUUAGAGACUUUACCGGCAUCAGUGGGCCUCUUGCGAGCUCUACACACCUUGCAUGUUGAUGACAACGUUUUAACGGAGCUACCACCAGAAUUAGGUUCGUGUUCUCGACUAACUGUUCUCACUGCUGCUUCAAACUCCCUCACCAGCGUGCCAGCAGAGCUUGGUCACUUGCCUCGCCUAACUAUACUUAAUCUGUGUGGCAAUCUCAUACCUCACCUACCAGUGUCACUUACCAAACUUAAGCUGCGUGCCUUGUGGUUGUCCGAGAAUCAGAACAAGCCGCAGGUUCAGCUGCAGUCCGAGACUCUGCCCGAGACAGGUCAACGUGUCCUUACAUGUUUCAUGCUGCCUCAACAACGUGACCAGCAAUCAGAAACUGUUGUGGAAGCUGAUACCUUUCCUGGCCAAAGUUGGGAUGAACAACGCCGAGCAAAAACUCUCAUUAAAUUUGCUUUUGAAGGAGAUGUGGAUAAGCCAGGCCGCUUAACACGUGCUCCAACACCAUAUCCAAAAGAAUUAAAGGCAUUGGCAAAGCAUGCUCGAAAUUUACACAGCUUGCAAAAGGAUCCAGCUCGUCAGUUUGUGCUUGGGCGUAGUCAGGAUUUGAAUAAAACAUCCUCCUCUUCCAUAGUUGCUUCUACUAAGGAUGAAAUGGAGACAGAUUCAUCCAGAAAGGGAGUGGACAACCCAUUGAAGCAGCCAUUAUUAGAUCAGUCUAGUAAUGCUUGCCCUCGUGAUGAUGACUCAAUGGAGGUAGAGGAAAUUGGCUCACCAUUAACAGUUGUAGAGCCACGCGUAGAAGAGCGCCCGUUGCUGCGUCAGGCUCGAAAUGUGCGUAACUCUUAUGGAAACACACCUGUAGUGGGAACCUUGAUCAGUGAGAAUAAUUUCACUCUGACAAAUGGAGCAAAGAACAUUACUUCUAGUGCAGCAAAUGCUUUGUCUACAGACCAACCUUAUACAAUAGGUGACAGGAAAGUUUUUGGUCAUGCACAGGUUGUUGCAAUGACCCAGUCUCGAGAAAAAACAGUUAUUGAUCCUAACAAGUCUGUUGCAUCCGUUGCUGAGGAUUGUAAAUCGCAGCAAAAUACUCCCUCUGUAGUGGAACCUUUACCACUGUCAUCCCAUGAGGCCUCCAACACUUUCACCUCGCCAUCAGCUGCAAACAGCGAAUUAGCAAAUGAAGCUGUUGACAAGCGUAUUAAGAAGCCGCCACCAUAUCACAUAGCUGCUGUCAUGUCGAGGCAUGCUGCAAAUUUCAAUGAAUCUAGUGUGGAGCCUUCCUUGAUACCUAGUGGAGCUCUUGGCAGUAAUGGACAUGCUGUUAUGGAAAGCAAUGGAUUACAGCAGAGUUCAGCUGCAUCUCCUGCCACUUCAGCAGCAGCAGCUGCAGCAGAAGAUGAAAACAAUGACACCAGCAGCUCCAGUGACAGUGGCUAUGGUAAUGGGAAAGCAUCCAGUCAACAGAUUACUGAUGAGCAGCACUGUAGUGAUGGCAGCGGUAUCAAUACUCCAUCUUCUCCACAAAACCUCACAGACUCCGGCUUCUCUAUGCCUUCUUCAUUAUCGUCGCCUCAAGGCAGUGCAGAUGUAACUUCUUUGUAUUCUGUGAAAUCAUUCACUGUGCCAAUAUCUGCAACAACUCCCCAAACUUCCUCCAUAUCAGCACCUGCAGUCCCUGCUAAUGUACCAAUAUCAACAAACAGUUAUUCACGGGCUACCUCUCAGAAUGUACCUUCGACCAUAUCACCAUCGUCGUCUGUGUCUCGUCCUUCUUACGACUCCCUGCAAAAGUCGCUCUCAAGAACUGGUGAUGUUCAUAACCUGCCUUACAAUGUUGCCACAUCCAGUGCCAGACCAGCUUCUAUUGCCACUGGGACACAGUUGGAAAACUGCAACACUCGAGUGGUACAUCGGCCUGGAUCCCUUGCAUUGGGAACCCUCGCAGACUCUGCUCUACUGAACAGAUUGCCUCGUGACCAUCGGCCAGGAUCCUUGGCUGCGCCUAUCAACACUUUGGGUAUCCCACCAGCUCCUGCCAGAGCUGCGUCCCACAUGGGGCUAAACGUAAUGGCUCCAAGUAGAUCAAAUGACUUCCAAAUGUUCAAGAGUCAAGACUUGACUCGUACAAGACAGGGAUGGACACCAGACCAUCAGAGUUCAAGUGGUGCUCCUAACCACCGGCAAGAGAGUAAUGGUCUCGUCUCCAUUAUUGAUCAGGUGACAAGCAGCUUGUUAGAGCAUGGUGAUAGUCCACCACCCAAGAUGCCUGCUUGUGAAGUGCCUCAGUCAUUUGACUCGACCUCAAUGACAACAGUUCCUUCUACUGGAUAUUCUCAGACUGCAACACAAUCUGGUACAUCAGAUGCCUCUAUCAAAGCUGCAAUUACAUCUGUUGAGUCAGGUUUAUGUUCAGGAAUAGAUACAAGUGGUUCUCAUGAGUACCAGGAUAAUAGUUCCUCAGGUGGCAGAGUCUCUUCUGAUGGGCCUGCAAAUUUUACACAGGAUCAGCCACGUGGAGAGGUGCUGCACCCAACUCCCCAUUGGCCCAAUCUCUCUUCAGCUUCAAGACAUACCCAUGAUUCCUUGCAAGAUUCUGUAUCAUCUGCCCAGAAUCCUCUCUGUGAUUCUCAGGAAACCGACAGUGGCGCAUCAGAAUCUGAAACAAAUCAGUCCAGUGAUACAGAAAGUAGUGUGGGACAUUCUGAAGGUACUCUGUCUCCUCUUAAGGUUACAUCAAAACCUCAAUCAAGAAUUCCUGCUCUAAUCACAGAAGUGCCUUUUCCUGAAAUUAAAACAAUUAAUAAAGAUCCUCACAGUUCUAGUCACACUUCUCAUUCGCUUCAUGAAUCCCGGAUUCCCACUUUCAGUUGUAUGGGACGUAAUUCCAGUUCAUUAACCAAUGAUGCCCACUCGUCAGUGGAAUCAAGAAUACCAACUCUUGUUAGCAUUAGCAAAAGUUCAAGCAGUUUAGCUCAAGAAAGAAGAAACUUUGCAGAGUCACAGAUUCCUACACUUAGUUCUAAAGGAGCAAAUGUUAAUAAUUCGAUGUAUGAUAAGCAAGCACAAUGCGACACUCGUUUGCCUGUAUUAGGCAAUGUGGGACAUAACUCUCAUAAUGCAGUGUUUGAUGCCCAGUCUUUAUCAGAAUCUCUGAAAUCUCUGGGUUACAACUCCAACGCUGAAUCCCAAAUUACAAGUGAGUCUCGGAUCCCAGUGAUGGGACUGAUGGGCAGGACGUCAAGUAACUUGACCCGUGAGGCACUUGGCAUAAACACUGGAAAACUUCCAAGCCCAGAUGUAACUAUAGGGAACAAAAAUUUCCCCCUCAACAAACCACUGGUGACAGGGAGUAAUGGAUCCAGUAUUCCGUUGAUGUCCUUGCAGAGUAGAUGCAACAGUAAUCAAGGUUCCAGUUUGCCUAGCCUUGGAAACAUUUCAACUACCAUGCCUGGUGACUCCAACAGACACCUUGUUUCUUAUGGACACGUUUCCAGUCCCCAGAAUUAUCAAGAUGCGGGACACGUAUAUAUAUCCACACGACUUCCAUCUCCAGGAUAUUCAUCAGGAAUUCGACCACCCACAGUUCAUUCACCUAGUCAGCAGCAGCAGCAGCCUGCUAUUCAGUCCCACUUGAGAGGAUAUCCCAGUGGUAUACGUCCACCCAUGGUAAAUACUGCCAUCAACACACCAGGUAUCCCAUUACCAUCUCCCAUCUCACCAAGCAACCACUUAACAAACCCUGGGUCCCGAGGCUCCAUCACCUCCACUGGCUCAGCUUCUCGCAUACCAAUGGCUUCAGGAGGGACUCCAUCUAGACUGCCUGCUCCAGGCUGCAACAAACACCGGAUUUCACCAGCUGUAACACCAUCCCCGGAUAGCAAUAAAGCCAGCCAAUCAGCAUGGAUGUUCGGCCAACAUAAAAAUGCCCGAGUGGUAUGUCAGAAUUUCCCGGUAGUGAUUGAGAAGAAUCCAGACCUAGGCUUUACCAUUGGGCAGUCCCAUACAGACCCAGAGGAUAAGAGUAUUUAUGUGACAAGUGUAGCAGGUGGAGGAGCAGCUUCUUCGGCACUUAAAGUUGGAGACAAGCUUUUACAGGUUGAUGGUGCCGAUUUACGGUCUGCUGAUUUGUUGAUUGCCACCUCCAUCCUCCACAAAACAUCAAAUACUGUCAAUUUAAUGGUUUCUCGCCUACAGUGAUGAGGAUAUUUACAGUAGGAUUGCUGGAUCUCCACGUUGAAACUUGUAGAGCAGCUCUUUUUUUUUUAAAUUGUGAUAAGGAAAAGCUCUCAUUUUGUGCAUCUAGUAAGGUAGCUAAAUUUGUCUAGUAAGAUAAGUCUGGCAAGAACCCCAAAAUAAAGUCUUAUGUGCAAUGUAGCUUUAGUCCAUAUUGAUGAUUGGUUAAAAUAAGGUUGUGCAUUAGUGCCUCAUGUAAAUUUGUAAAUGAAUAGAAUUAGAUAAUUUUAAGAAUUAUGAGUGUGCACAUGAUAAGAAACAUGGAAGUGUACACAAGAUCUCUGAAAAUUAUUUCCUAAUUUGCAUUAAGGUUGAUACUUAAGAAAAACACUUGGUGUUAAACAUUCCCUUUGUUUCCACACAUUCCAAGUCAGAAAGCAUUUCUGUUGUUGCACAUUGAUGCUGUGCACACUCAGAGUUGUAUGGUUGAUCAGGGCACUUCAAUGACUGGAAUGGUCUAAAGCUAUGUCCAUUUAUGCUGAUAUUCACCAAUAAAAAAAAAUAUUUGCCAUAUUUUUAUGUUAAGUAGUGCAACAUUGCCUGCAUUCUCUUCUCAUCAUUCCCACGGAUGAGACAUGUGAUAUGAGGAAUAGUCACUCUUUGAGCUCUUUAACGCAACGUGUCUUUCUAUGUCUCUCAAGUGCCUUGAAGAUUUUUAUCUUAAAAACAAAAAACAAAAAGAGUACAAAAAAUACAGGCACGAUCAAAGUUAUGGACGGUAAAAACGAAUGUUUUUAAAUGGCAAUACAAAUUUUGUGUUGCAUUAACUUGAAGACUUGUAUUGUGCAUCUUGUUUAUAUUAUCUUUACUCGUAAUAAGAGUAAAUGUGAGUGCCUAGCCAUAUGCAGUACUGUAUUUAGAAAGUGGACUCGAUUAUCCUAAAAGCUUAUCCUAUACACAGCAGAAUGACUUCACUUCUUUUGUUAAUUACACAAAAAAUAUAUAUAUUAAGCACAUAAACACAUGCAAAUAUUUGUAUUCUUUAUAUCAGGCAUGCAUAUAUGUAAACUCCUGCUGAACAGUAUUUAUUUUGUAUAAAGUUCAUAGAUUCACUUUUAAACACACUUUUAAAUUUGUACUCGCAGUCAUUCAUAUGUCAUUGAACAAAUUGACUUGUAUGUGUAACAAUGCACACAUUCGUAGCUAUGCUGUGCAUGUGAACACGGUCAAUAUCUUUGUCGUCACUUGCAUUAAGCACGUUAAGGUAGCGUUUUUGUUUUUAUUGAGCACAAUAUUGCAAGUAAAUUACUUGGUAUUGCUUACUGAUAUGCAUGCUUUUGUUUUCCAGUGCCCUAUAUUUAAAUAUAUUCAAAACUAUUUUAUAUUUUCUUAUGAUUUUAUACACUUUUUUGUUAAAUACAUGAUGAAGAAAAUUUG
Procambarus clarkii (red swamp crayfish) is the source of this 6797-nucleotide messenger RNA. RefSeq lists its product as uncharacterized. Gene Ontology annotation, cellular component: adherens junction; postsynaptic density; postsynaptic membrane. The record is from RefSeq and is a predicted model, not a curated record. Lineage: Eukaryota; Metazoa; Arthropoda; Malacostraca; Decapoda; Cambaridae. Gene Ontology annotation, biological process: neurotransmitter receptor transport, endosome to postsynaptic membrane; neurotransmitter receptor transport postsynaptic membrane to endosome; embryo development. Gene Ontology annotation, molecular function: protein binding.